Molecule: messenger RNA, 840 nt
Organism: Dibothriocephalus latus
Lineage: Eukaryota; Metazoa; Platyhelminthes; Cestoda; Diphyllobothriidea; Diphyllobothriidae
Source: the annotation of a GenBank genome assembly
UCAACCGACUGCCUCCCCUACGAGGGCUCACAGGAUCCUCAGACUUUGGCUUCACGGGCAUACGGUGCCGCGGUUCCUCCUGCCACGACUCUGCCCUACAGAACAAACUCGUACCCCUCCGAGGGAGGGAAUGUAGUCACGCGAGUGCCAAACAGAAGCCCCUACAGCAUGUCGAGGGGUCUCAGCCGAUCGCAGUUGGCAGCGGAAGGGGAGCAAGGAUUUACGCAGAGUAGUGCACAGGCAACAACAAGGGCAGCAGCAGUAGCAGCAGCGGCGGCCUCAGUGGCCCUGACGGAUGUUUAUGGGAACAACACGCUUCCAGCUGGCUACGCACAUCUCAUCUCUCCUCAACAGAAGUUCUUUACCACACAGCCCCCGCAGUCGUUCUACCCGACGCAAGACACGAAUUCAAGACAGCGGCCGUAUUACUCUCCUACAACGACUGCCGAUCUCACCACGGCCGACUUAUUCAUUGCGCCAAAGUGCAGUACAAACACACCACCCAGUGAAUUCUACUCAACCUACACAUCAGCUGGGAGUAGGCGUCAUCAACUGACACCAACCGGUGGUAUUUCGAUAAGUUCCACCAGUUCUCUGUCGACUACGGCUCCAUCCUCCAGCAGUUUGGACCUGCUGGCCAACUCCAGCCUCCUUAUCGUCGGUGGUCUAACCAGCAAGCCGGAGCAAGAUCCUCUCGCACCACUGGGAAGUCUCGAGACUGUAGAUACUGAGCUGCGAGCGGGACGUGUCCUUAAACGUGAACAGACUUCGGAAAAUGCCUCCGUACUGCCUGUUGUCUAUCCAUCCCAGUGGGAGGUAUUUGCUGAAAGGGAACAUUAG